AUGGUUGACUACCGCACUCUAAAGUACAAACGACAGCGCUUUGAGUCUGGAAUUAGGUCCUUGGAAAAGCAAAGGGAAAAGGACCAAGAACAGAAAGAACCCGACCGACUAGUACUGAAGUACAAUGAGUUGGGGUUCCCUGGAGCAGAGUACAACAAAGAGUUUGACGCCCUCUCUACGUCCGAGUUGCAUGAUCGCUUGCGGCAGAUGGCAUCGGAGGAGGGCCGGUAUCAUGAUGUCGCGGAUCUGGUGGAGUAUCUGUUGCGGCAACGGGGGGAGAAGCCGGCGCUGUAUCAUUAUGAUGCGCUGAUAAGAGCGAAUGCAGAUGCGGAGUAUGGGAGUGCGGAGAUUGUGAGGGGGUUGUUGAAUGAGAUGAAGGAGUUUGGUAUUGGUGCUGAUGCGGGGCUUUAUCAUGGUGUUUUGCAGGCCUUAGCUAACCAUCCCGAUUAUCUCCUCCGGAAUGAUGUCUUGGCCGAGAUGAAGCAACGCUGGUUUACUCUUUCGCCGGAAGGAUGUCACAAUCUUAUCAUUGGCCUCCUCCGAGACCGCCAGUUCGAAAAUGCUAUGGAUAGGUUGGAGCAGAUGCAUGCGGAUCAGAUGCGGGUUCAGCCGUGGCUAUAUGAUAUUUUUAUAUGGAAACUCUGCGAGGAGGAUGAGCUUGACGAAGCUUUCAAGAUGUUGAAGUACAGAGUCGAGCAAGCUAUGCAGGAAGUGUCACCAAAAAUGUGGUAUUAUAUGCUUGAUGCCUUUAGCCACGCCUUUCACUAUGAAGGCGCCAAGUACAUUUGGGAAUUGCGCGUCCAGACUUCAAAAAUGAUUCCCUCAGACGGAAUGUGUGUUGCGGUCCUCAAUCUCGCAUCACGACACUCUGAUCCUGACCUUGCCACAUCUGCCAUUCAACUCCUCACCACACGCCGCAGCUCCCUAUUACCAUUCCAUUAUGAAGCGCUCCUCGCUGCCUACAUGGGUGUUAAAGAUCUCAAAACCUCCUUCCGAAUUCUAAACAUCAUGGCCAAAGCCGGACAUCAGCCCGAUGCCAGCACGACCCGUCCCAUCUACUUCUACCUCUCCUCAUCGCCCGAGCUCCCCGCCAAAGCCUGGCAAGUACUUCACGAUCUGCACGAGGACGGGCAUCAGAUUCCCAUCGCAGCCAUCAACGUCGUCCUCGAAUGCUGCGUCGCCGUCGGGAAUUACGACGACUCCAUCAACCUCUACAAGCAAAUGCACACGAUCUGCGACCGCGGCCCCAACACCGACACCUUCAACACGCUGCUCCAAGGCUGCACGCGACGGCGCUCCAAAGACAUCGCCAUGUUCCUCGCAUCCGAGAUGAGCGCGCUAAACGUCAAACCCGACCAGCUGACCUACGACCGCCUCAUCCUCAUCUGUCUCAGCGAAGACGAUUACGAAGACGCCUUCUUGUACCUGGAAGAGAUGAAGGCGGUCGGCACCUUGAAGGAUGAGCAGCGCGGCUGGUGGAUGCGUCUAGGCACGGCGUCCGCGCUGGUCCGCAGAUGUAUCGCCGAGGGUGAUGAUCGUGGAUGGCAUGUCCUGAAUGAGAUGGAGAAGCGCUUUUCUAUCGUGGAAAAGAGGCUGAGAACUUGGGCGGAGCAGAAUUGGAAGGGCUCGUCGGAUUCGAAAAAGUCGGGUUUGAGUGGAGAGGAGAAACUAAAGGAUUGGGGUUCUUAUUAA
Molecule: messenger RNA, 1692 nt
Organism: Amorphotheca resinae ATCC 22711
Lineage: Eukaryota; Fungi; Ascomycota; Leotiomycetes; Helotiales; Amorphothecaceae
Exons: 3
Coding region: 1-1692 (563 amino acids)
Molecular function (GO): protein binding
Source: RefSeq, a predicted model, not a curated record